Messenger RNA from Apus apus (common swift), 2362 nucleotides. RefSeq names its product solute carrier family 49 member 3 (gene SLC49A3). The transcript has 10 exons. Gene Ontology annotation, biological process: transmembrane transport. The coding region runs from base 1 to 1419 and encodes 472 amino acids. Gene Ontology annotation, cellular component: membrane. Gene Ontology annotation, molecular function: transmembrane transporter activity. The record is from RefSeq and is a predicted model, not a curated record. NCBI's taxonomy places the organism in Eukaryota, Metazoa, Chordata, Aves, Apodiformes, Apodidae.
AUGGAGGGUGCGGAGGAGACAAGCCUGCUGGGGGAGCGCGGCGUGGGGCAGCCGGCCCAGUUCAAGACCUACCGGCGGCGGUGGGUGCUGCUGGCCGCCGUGUGCCUGCUGAACUGCUCCAACGCCAUGCUGUGGCUGACGUUUGCACCUGUGGCUGAUAAGACAGCUGCCUACUUCCACAUUUCCUUGGAGAUGGUCAACUGGCUCUCAAUAGUGUACCUCCUCAUCUCAAUCCCAUUUGGUCUGGUGGCAACAUGGAUUCUUGACACUGUGGGGCUCAGAUGUGCUGUGAUCCUGAGUGCAUGGCUGAACAUGAUGGGUAGCAUCAUCCGGCUGUUCAGCGUCCUGAAGUUCCUGAGCUUGGGUUCCCAGAGUUACUGGUACUUGUAUAUUGGGCAGUGCCUCUGUGCACUGGCACAGCCCCUUAUCAUCUUUUCACCAACAAAAGUGGCAGCACUAUGGUUCCCAGACCACCAGAGAGCGACAGCAAAUAUGAUUGCAUCAAUGUCCAAUCCUUUGGGUAUUUUUAUAGCAAACAUGCUGUCACCUGCACUAGUUCCUGAAGGAAAGCACAUCCCAUUGAUGCUAGGUGUCUAUGCCAUCCCAGCAGUAACAGCCUGUGUUCUAGCAACUGUGGGGAUUCAUGAGAAGGUUCCUCCAACACCUCCUUCAGCCAGUGCCACUAACUCCACCUCCCAGCCAUUCUUCACAGGGCUUAAAAUGCUGCUGAGAAACAAGCCGUACAUCAUCCUGGCACUGUCCUUUGGAGGAGGAAUUGCAGUGUUCACUUGCUUUACAGCUUUGCUAGAACAGAUCCUUUGUGAAAAGGGGUAUUCAAAUAAAUUUGCCGGCCUGAAUGGUGCACUGUUCACAGUGUGUGGUUUGUUGGGUGCUUUCCUGCUAGGCCUGUAUGUUGACUGGACGAGGCAUUUCAUAGAGUCUACCAAGAUUUGUUUCUGUCUGAGUGCCCUAGCCGGCAUCAUGUUUGCUGUGGCUUCCCGGUUCAGUCAUCAACCCAUCACGGUGGCCAUCGCCAGCUCACUCUUUGGUUUCUUCGGUUUUGCCAUCUACCCCAUUUCCAUGGAGCUGGCUGUGGAGUGCUCCUACCCUGUGGGAGAGGGCACCUCUACAGGCCUGAUUUUUGUUGCAAGUCAGAUUGAAGGUGUGAUUUUAAUGAUUCUGCUACAAGCCCUCACCGUGCGUGUUUCUGCGGAUCCAUCCUCCACCUGCACCCUUGACCAGGAUGGAGCCCUGAAUUGGACAACUUCGGUACUGGUGCUGGCUGGCCUCUGCAGUGCUCUGGCUUGUUUCUAUGUCAUCUUCUUCCACACUGACUACAAGCGGCUCCAGGCUGAGACUAACAGUGGUGAUUUUUUCAAGGCAGAAGAUACAGCAACAGAAGAUGUUCCUGAAGCCUAACCAGGCAAAAAAGGGGAUGCCAAGAGCCCAAUAAGGGAAGAAUUUAGGCCUAUGAGCAGGGACCAUGACUGCAAAUGCUCAGCUAGCACGGGGAUAUCUGGGUCCUGAUGCACAAUAAGCAAGGGCUGGAGCAGAGUUACUGCAUCACCUUUGCUGUGUUUUUCUCAAUCUUGUAUUUAUUUGUGAGUCCAGGCUGUAAGAAAGGCUUUGCUGCUAGAAAGGUCAAAGUCAGACUGGACAACUAUGCAGGUAACAGGGACUUUUCGCGGACUUGAUUCAAGCUAAAGAAAUGUUGCAGAGGAAAGGAGCAUCAUAUUUAAUAAUUUUUUUAAAUUUUCAUGUAUUUGAUCAAGGGGGAAGCUUUCAGAAGGGUAGAAGCCUAUCAAAAACCUAGUGGAAAGCUACAGCUUAAGCACUGUGGUUUUUGUACAGCAUAACAACUCUUCCUUUACCCUGUAACAUUUCAGUGGUAAAAAAAUGAGACAGAUGAGAUUUGGUGAUGCUUCAUACUAUGCAUCUUGCAAGGGGAUCUGAGUAGGAGCACAGCACAGAGGAGCUCUCUCAAUGGCUGAAUUCUCUUCCCCAUUAGCAACUGGAAAUCUCCCCCUUUGUUAAACACCUACCUGCAUGCUUCUAGGGAACCUGCUAGUUCCUGCAGCUCCAUCCUUGCUCUAACCACAAGCACUGAUGUUUGUCAAAAGGAGCAGGAAGUAAGUGUGAAACUGAGGUGAAGCAAGAUCAAUUUGGAACUGUCAGAGAAACAGCAAUUAGCUGUCUUUUGCAAAGCUGGAUGGUCAGUUUUUGCAGCCCUAGACCUAAUACACCAAACAAAUUAAUACCAAAUUGAUGUGCCACUCCUGACUCCUACUGUACUGAGAAGCAAGAAGCACUGGGUACUUUAUAAUUUUAUAUAUUUACAAAUGCUUAUGUUUUUUUAAAUAAA